This is a messenger RNA of Vigna angularis (adzuki bean), 1164 nucleotides long. RefSeq lists its product as uncharacterized. NCBI's taxonomy places the organism in Eukaryota, Viridiplantae, Streptophyta, Magnoliopsida, Fabales, Fabaceae. The transcript is spliced from 2 exons. The record is from RefSeq and is a predicted model, not a curated record. The coding region runs from base 1 to 1164 and encodes 387 amino acids.
AUGGCACCAAGACCUCCUCCUCCACCUCAACCCACCGAGCGUGAUGCCCCUGACAACACCAAGUUAUUGGAAUCGGUAAUAGAGAGGUUACAGCAUCAGAACACUACUUUAAUGGAGCAGAACGCGGCUGCUUUACAUAGUCUGGAGGCUGCUCGCACAAACUCUGAAGCGACUCAGAGGCAAUUGAUGGAGAUCAUUGCCGCCACCAGAAAUACAUCAGGAGCGUCCACUUCUUCUACUAAUCAUCCGACAGAGUGGAGUUUGGAGAACCUUCUACAGCAUUAUCCAGCCAAAUUUAGUGGGAAAUGCCUUCCUGAUGAGGCAGACCAAUGGCUGAGGGAUAUGGAGCGAAUCUAUAACGCUAAGAGGUGUCCGGAUGACAACCGAUUGGCAUUCACGGAAUACUUGCUGACCGGAGAGGCUAGCCACUGGUGGGAGAGUAUGAAAAUGAUAUUAACGGACGUCCAAAAUCCCAUCACUUGGGAAGUAUUCAGGAGCAAGUUUUAUGAGGAGUAUUUCCCAGAUAGUGUGUGUUUCGCUAAGGAAGUGGAAUUUCUUCAACUAGUGCAAGGUGGAAUGUCCGUCUCUGAAUACACAAAUAAGUUCAAGCAUCUCGUUCAUUUCAAUACGAUGGCUACCAGUGGAGAAUGGCAGUGCAGGAAGUUUGAGAAUGGGCUGAGGAGUGAUCUAAAAUUGUUGAUAUCCAGCCUAUGUAUUCGAUCGUUUCCUGCCAUGGUUGAAAGAGCGAAGGUGUUGGAGAGGAACGUAGCUGAGGCAGCACAACAGAAGAAACAACAAGUGGCUAGAGGACCGAUCUUGUCUAGGAACAAUGUGAAUCUGAGAAGAAUGUCGUACACUCGACCAGCUCAGACAUCAAAUCCAAGUGGGUCUCGGGCAGUGACUACUGUCGGACAGUCUGGGCAACAAGGAAACGUCACUUGUUUUCAGUGUGGGGGACCACACUAUCGUUCGUCAUGCCCUCAACUGGUGGGAGGAAAGUUUUGCACUCGAUGUAGAAGAAACAGACAUCUGGAGAACGAGUGCAACAUGGGAGGACGAGCGGUGAUGAGACCACCGAACGCUGGAAGGAUUCAACAGAGAGGUGGAGGUAGAGCUCAAGCGGUUGGAUGUUGGCGUGCUUCAGAGAAUGUGAGUGCGUUUUAA